GGAAGGGGAGCGGUAGCAGUGCAAAAUAAUCAGCAGCUUGUUUGGCUAAUUAGCAAAACUUACGCACACACAAAGGCACCAUCUUAUACACAAACUCAGAAGAAACGACGAUUCAGUCUCAGUUGAACACUCGCAACGAAGUGUAGUGUACCCCCAUAAAUCUCAUUCGUUCAACACAACCACGGAGCAGAAAUGAAGUGCCUGGCUUUGGUGGUCCUCAUGACCAUUUUGGUCACCCUCUUUGCGGGAUCCUCGGAGGGCAGCUAUUGUCCCUGUGACCUCAAAACCAAGGGGUCGGAGGUGUGCGGCUCCAAUGGCGUCACCUUCAAGAAUCGCUGUGAGUUCGAGUGCACGCAGCGGGAUUACAAGAAGCUUGGAAGGAUCCUAAACAUCCGAAGCGAUGGGCCAUGCAAUUUAUAGAAAUUUGUCGAUUUUGGAUACUAAUCAAGCAUAUUUUUCAUACGAGUAUCAGUGAGUCAGCAGUCUUCUCCAAUUCAAAUGAGUGCUGUGAGAUAAUAUUUUAAAUUAAUAAAUUACUAUCAAGUGUUAUUUACUCUUAUCAGACAUAAAA
This is a messenger RNA of Drosophila elegans, 571 nucleotides long. RefSeq lists its product as uncharacterized. The transcript has a single exon. The coding region runs from base 193 to 420 and encodes 75 amino acids. The record is from RefSeq and is a predicted model, not a curated record. Gene Ontology annotation, molecular function: protein binding. Lineage: Eukaryota; Metazoa; Arthropoda; Insecta; Diptera; Drosophilidae.